AAAGAGGCCGAUGCGUCUUUCCGGCCACUCCGAGCCCGUCCCGGACACCACCAGUGGCCAACGGUCGUUCAUGAGUGUGGUGUCUCCGAGACUGCACGCCGGUUGACGGUUGAUGGUAAAUGGUGGAUAAACAACUCGGGUGGAGCCGUCAAGAUAGUGUUGCUAGUUUUUGUCAAUGAGAAAGCGAAAACAAUCCGCAUCGAGAUGUGG
Tuber aestivum (summer truffle) is the source of this 210-nucleotide messenger RNA. NCBI's taxonomy places the organism in Eukaryota, Fungi, Ascomycota, Pezizomycetes, Pezizales, Tuberaceae. The record is from the annotation of a GenBank genome assembly.